Molecule: messenger RNA, 1047 nt
Organism: Pestalotiopsis fici W106-1
Lineage: Eukaryota; Fungi; Ascomycota; Sordariomycetes; Amphisphaeriales; Sporocadaceae
Product: putative 1-aminocyclopropane-1-carboxylate deaminase
Exons: 2
Coding region: 1-1047 (348 amino acids)
Biological process (GO): amine catabolic process
Molecular function (GO): D-cysteine desulfhydrase activity; pyridoxal phosphate binding; 1-aminocyclopropane-1-carboxylate deaminase activity
Source: RefSeq, a predicted model, not a curated record
AUGACCGACGUUCAGUUGCCAGAGCCUUUUGCAAGCAUCCCGAGGGAAUCUUUCCUCUUCGGACCAUCGCCGAUCCAGCACCUGCCCCGUAUAUCCGAGGCUCUUGGAGGAAAGGUGCAAGUUUACGCAAAGCGUGAGGAUUGCAACUCGGGUCUGGCUUAUGGAGGAAACAAGACUAGAAAGCUCGAGUACCUGGCUUCUGAGGCUGUAGCUCAGGGAUGCGAUACUCUCGUCAGUAUUGGUGGCGUCCAGUCCAACCACACCCGCCAAGUGGCUGCAGUAGCCACCAAGCUGGGGCUGAAGAGCGCCCUGGUCCAGGAGCACUGGGUCGACUGGGAGGACCCAGGAUACACCAAGGUCGGCAACAUUCAGUUGUCGCGCGUCAUGGGCGCUGACUCCCGCCUUGACCCCUCGACAUUUGGCAUUGAGCACAAGGACACGCUCAAGAACCUGAAGCAGGAGCUGAGCGACGCUGGCCGCAAGCCCUACUACAUCCCCGCCGGUGCCUCGGAUCAUCCUCUGGGCGGCUUGGGCUUUGCCAGGUGGGCAUUCGAGGUUGAGCAGCAAGAAAAGGCCCAGGGCGUCUUCUUUGACACAAUCAUUGUCUGCGCCGUCACCGGUUCGACCAUGGCUGGUAUGGUGGCUGGCUUCAAGCUAGCCGAGAAGCUCGGCGGGCGCAAGCGCAAGGUCAUUGGCAUUGACGCCUCCGCAAAGGUUCAACAGACCUUUGACCAGGUCCUACGCAUCGCCAAGUUCACUGGUGUAAAGAUUGGUCUCAGUGAGGACGACAUCACCGAAAAGGACAUUAUCCUCGACGACAGGUACCAUGCCGGUGUGUACGGUAUUCCCGACGAGCAGACCAUUGAGGCCAUCAAGUUCGGUGCCCAGACCGAGGCCUUUAUCACAGACCCCGUCUACGAGGGCAAGAGUUUGGCCGGCAUGAUGGAUCUGAUUAAGAAGGGCGAGAUUCCUGCAGGAAGCAAUGUGCUGUACGCUCACCUGGGAGGUCAACUCGCCCUCAAUGCCUACUCCACCAUUCAGUCAUAG